AUGAAUUCCCGCAUGGAGUUCACCGACCGGGCCGAGAAGGCUGUCCAGGACGCCAUGGCCCUUGCUGAACAGUAUGCCCACUCCCAGCUACUACCAGUUCACCUGGCCGUGUCUCUUCUCGAUCCCCCCGCAGACCAGAGCAAGGAUCAACAGAAUGGUCCUGCGCCUUCGGCGUCCAUGUUCAGGCAGGUCGUCGAGAGGGCACACGGCGACCCUCAACUCUUUGACCGCGCGUUGAAGAAGUCACUCGUCCGAUUGCCCAGCCAGGACCCCCCUCCCGACCAGGUCUCCGUGGCUCCCGGUUUCCACGCCGUCCUUCGCAAGGCCCAGGAGCUGCAGAAGGUACAGAGAGACAGCUUCAUCGCCAUCGACCACCUCAUCACCGCACUCGCCGAGGACCACAACAUCCAGACCGCCCUCCGCGAGGCAAACAUCCCCAAGCCGAAACUGGUGCAGGACGCCGUUCAACAGAUUCGAGGCACCAAGAGGGUGGACAACAAGAACGCAGACACGGAGGAAGAACACGAGAACCUCGCCAAGUUCACCAUCGACAUGACGGCCAUGGCCCGCGACAGCAACAUGGACCCCGUCAUUGGUCGAGAGGAGGAGAUUCGCCGUGUCGUCCGCAUCUUGUCCCGGAGAACCAAGAACAACCCCGUGCUGAUCGGCGAGCCCGGUGUCGGCAAGACGACCGUCAUUGAGGGCCUCGCCCAGCGCAUUGUCAACCGCGACGUUCCUGACAACCUGAAGCACUGCAAGCUGCUAUCGCUCGACGUGGGUGCCCUGGUGGCUGGUAGCAAAUACCGCGGAGAGUUCGAGGAGAGGAUGAAGGGUGUCCUGAAGGAGAUUGAGGACUCCAAGGAGAUGAUCGUCCUCUUCGUUGACGAAAUUCACUUGCUCAUGGGCGCAGGAUCGUCCGGCGAGGGUGGCAUGGAUGCCGCCAACCUUCUGAAGCCCAUGCUGGCCCGUGGCCAGCUGCACUGCAUUGGUGCUACCACACUCGCCGAAUAUAGGAAAUAUGUCGAGAAGGACGCUGCCUUUGAGCGACGUUUCCAGCAGGUCCUCGUCAAGGAACCCACCAUUGCCGAGACCAUCUCCAUCCUUCGAGGUCUCAAGGAGCGGUACGACCGCCACCACCGCGUCACCAUUCUCGACAGCGCUCUUGUGGCCGCCGCCAACCUCGCUGGCCGCUAUCUCACAUCUCGACGGCUGCCUGAUUCGGCCAUCGAUUUGGUCGAUGAGGCGUCCGCCGCCGUUCGUGUGGCCCGCGAGUCGCAGCCCGAGAUUAUCGAUUCGCUGGAGCGCAAGCUUCGCCAGAUCAUGAUUGAGAUCGCGGCCCUCGAGAAGGAAAAGGACGAGGCAUCCCAGACUCGCCUGGCGCAGGCGAAGAAGGAUGCCAGAAACGUCGAGGAGGAGCUGGAGCCUCUUCGGCAAAAGUACCUCAGCGAGAUCAAGCGCGGCGAGGAAAUCCACAUGGCCAAGUCCAAGCUCGACGAGCUCCAGAAGCGUCUGGAGAACGCGGCCAACGACGGCGACCACGCCAAGGCCGCCGACAUCAAGUACGGCGCCAUCCCCGAACAGCUCGCUGUGAUCAAGGAGCUCGAGGCGAAGAAGGCCGCAGCCGACGCCGCCUUGAGCGCCACUGGCCAAGACACUGGCUCGAUGGUUACGGACAUCGUGUCUGUCGACCACAUCAACGAAAUCGUCGCGCGAUGGACGGGCAUUCCCGUCACGCGCCUCAAGACUACAGAAAAGGACAAGCUGCUCCACAUGGAGAAGGUCCUCGGCAAGAUCGUUGUUGGCCAGAAGGAGGCUGUCAAGUCCGUCUCCAACGCCAUCCGACUCCAGCGGUCUGGUCUCGCCAACCCCAACCAGCCGCCCAGCUUCCUGUUCUGCGGUCCUUCGGGCACUGGUAAGACGCUGCUCACCAAGGCGCUUGCCGAGUUCCUGUUCGACGACCCCAAGUCUAUGAUCCGGUUCGACAUGUCUGAAUACCAAGAGCGACACGCCCUGAGCCGAAUGAUUGGCGCGCCACCAGGAUACGUUGGUCACGAUGCCGGAGGACAGCUGACAGAGGCUCUCCGCCGCAAGCCCUUUUCGAUUCUGCUGUUCGACGAGGUCGAGAAGGCCGCCAAGGAGGUCCUGACGGUCCUGCUCCAGCUUAUGGACGACGGCCGCAUCACCGACGGACAAGGCCGUGUUGUCGACGCCAAGAACUGCAUUGUCGUCAUGACCUCCAACUUGGGUGCCGAGUACCUCACACAAUCCACGUCCCCCGACGGCCGGGUCGACGCGGUGACGCGCGAGAAGGUCAUGAACGCGCUUCGCGGCUGGUUCCUCCCCGAGUUCCUCAACCGCAUCAACUCAACCGUCAUCUUCAACCGUCUCACGCGCCGCGAGAUCCGCAACAUUGUCGACAUUCGCAUCGGCGAGAUCCAGAAGCGUCUGGCCGACAACGACCGCAAGGUCUUCAUCGACGUGUCGGAGGAGGCCAAGGACUACCUCGGCGCCGCGGGCUACUCGCCCGCGUACGGCGCGCGACCACUAUCGCGCCUCAUCGAGAAGGAGGUGCUCAACCGUCUCGCGAUCCUCAUCCUGCGGGGCCAGAUCCGCGACGGCGAGAACGCGAGGGUCGAGCUGAUCAACGACAAGAUUGUCGUGCUGCCGAACCACCAGGACAGCGAGCUUCCAUCGGAGGAGGAUGACGAAGACAUGGAGGAUGCCAUCGAGGAGGUCGUCAGGGACGACGAGGACCUUUACAACUAA
Messenger RNA from Verticillium nonalfalfae, 2766 nucleotides. RefSeq names its product Heat shock protein hsp98 (gene HSP98). The coding region runs from base 1 to 2766 and encodes 921 amino acids. Lineage: Eukaryota; Fungi; Ascomycota; Sordariomycetes; Glomerellales; Plectosphaerellaceae. Gene Ontology annotation, molecular function: ATP binding; ATP hydrolysis activity. The transcript has a single exon. The record is from RefSeq and is a predicted model, not a curated record. Gene Ontology annotation, cellular component: cytoplasm; cytosol. Gene Ontology annotation, biological process: cellular response to heat.